Molecule: messenger RNA, 1223 nt
Organism: Tachysurus vachellii
Lineage: Eukaryota; Metazoa; Chordata; Actinopteri; Siluriformes; Bagridae
Gene: spaca4l
Product: sperm acrosome associated 4 like
Exons: 3
Coding region: 94-483 (129 amino acids)
Cellular component (GO): membrane
Molecular function (GO): transmembrane receptor protein serine/threonine kinase activity
Source: RefSeq, a predicted model, not a curated record
UAAAAUCUAGCGGAUCUUUGUAAAUGCUCUUAGACUGGACUUUAUUAUCAUCUUACACUUAGGAGCGAAAAACCUGCAUCUACUGCUGCAAUAAUGAGCAAAAUCCUGGUAGGAAUCUUCACCGUGGCGCUGUGUUUCACAAUGGGUUACACCCUGAAGUGCUACAAAUGUGAGAUUGGAUUGUGGGGUGUGUGUGUGACCUCAGAAAUGACAUGUGCAGAUGGCCAGCAUUGUUUCAGUGGAGCGGGAAAAACAGCGGGUGUGAUUAAGUUGAGUAUGAAGGGAUGUCUGAACCUAGGCGACUGCAAUAAGACAACGGAUGUUAAUUUUCCCACCAACUCAAACACCUCCAUCUACGAAAUGACCAAAACCUGCUGCAACACUGACCUGUGCAACACAGCUGCACCGCUCACUAACACUCACACACUCACCCUCGCCAUCGCCUCGCUCGCCACGGUGCUCCUCACCAAGGUGCUGGGGUGAGGGUGUGUGUAUCUCACACACACACACACACACACACACACACACACACAGUGCAUCAGUAACUGUCUGAUUAAAUCCUGUUUUAUUUUCGUUUUAUUGCAGUUAAAACUGUAAAACCUGCAUGCGAUCUCGUCGCCAUGUUGCUCGCUCAUGUUAGGAAUCAUAGCCUUCUAUUUUUUUGUCUCUCAUUCGACCUCUUUUUACUUUUGUUGUAAAGAAACGUGAUGUAACUGUUUUUACUGAAUCUUUAUUAUCUCUCAUUAAGGGUUAAAAUACGAGGUGUUAAGUGAGUCUGUUAUUCUCGAUCCUUUAAGGACUUUUCUCAAAUUUUUUACUUUUUUUUUGUUGUUUUGUUUUGUCCUUUUUUUUUACUUCAAUUCAUGGAACACUUAAUCGUUUUUAGUAAUUUCAACUUAGUAAGUUUGUCAUUUCAUCGAAUAAAAAAUAUUCAUCCAAAGAAAAUUUUUCCAUGUACCAAAAUUCAGCCCUGAUGUUUGUUCCACUGGGUUUUAAUGUCAGACCUGUGUGUGUGUCUACACGCUCGUCUUUACAGUACAUCAGUAUCCUAAACAAAAUAAAGGGAUUUGGUGGGGUUUUUUUUUGGUGAACUGGAAACAAAUAUAUGUAUAAAAUAUAAGAUGUUAAGGGGACAAAAAAAAAGAUCUUGCUUGAGAUGAUGUUGGCUGUGUGCUUCCUGAUCAGGUGAUGGAUAAAAAUAAACCAGAAUUGGCCAAAAAAAA